AUGGUUUAUUUUAACAGUAGAUGUAUAAGUUAAUAAGGAAGGAAGUUAUGUCUUACCUUGGAAUCCCAGUUUGUCUCCAGGUGAUUUUUAGGACUUCCUUUUAUUAUUGUGCUCAACCGGAAACACAACCACCACACGUGGAAUUAGGCAGCUCUAGAGGAUGUUUUACAUUAAAUUCAACACUCGGGGUCUAUAUGGAAUUUCAGCUGCGAGUCUCGGGCUUUAUGCGUUCAUUUCUUUGUCUUCGUCUCUCUGUCUUCCUGUCUCUGUCUUCCUGUCUCUGUCUUCCUCCUUCAACCUCUUGCUGCUAUCGAAAGUGAAAGAAGAUUGCGGGAGUGCGUCGGGUAAUCAGACGAGGCAGAAUCCAUGCAUCUGAAAAAAACCUUCAAACGUCUAAAAAUGUCAACACCCUUUUUUGAAAGAUAUCAAUAUGAAUCAUGACCUAGUGGAAAUGUUCAGAGAGACACUAGACAGCUUCACCAUCUCGGAUUACCAUGGCCUGAACAGUCCAGGUCUCACAUGCUAUUUGAACAGCGUGCUUCAGGUGCUUUUCAUGACCGAGGACUUCCGGGCGGCUGUGAAACGAUGCUGCAGUGAAGAUUCAACAACCAUUGACAAACAGCUGAGAAGACUUUUUGUUGUUCUCCAGAGAAGUACGGCCAGAACGCAUAACGUCCUAAACAAACUGGGGAUCACGAACGUAUAUGAGCAACGUGAUGCUGCAGAGUAUUUGGAGAGGAUCCUGUGUCGGACCAGUCCGGAGUCAGCCAAGAUAUUUAAGGGAGAGCUGAAUCACAAGACCGAAUGCCUCAAGUGCAAAGGGAGGAACGAUUCCACGAGCUCUUUUUGGUAUCUGCCACUUGGAGUGGAAGUUUCGCUCCCUCAAACCUACAGCGUGGAAGAAGGGUUAAAAGCAUUCUUCAAGGGAGAAAAGGUCUGCGGUGACAACAAGAUGUUCUGCAACCGAUGCAAAAAAAAGCGAGAUGCAGUCUUGGGAUGUGAGAUAACACACAAUCCAGAAAUUCUGACGCUCCUGCUGAAAAGAUUCAGCUUUGACUACAAGCGCAGGUGUUUUGUCAAGCUUCACUGCAACGUGGACGUCCCCCAAACUUUACACAUAAAGAGUUGCCAAUACGACCUCUACGCUAUAGUUAACCACUUUGGUAAUCUAAGUGGAGGCCAUUAUACUGCACAUAUCAAAUCUUUUGAAACUCACGUGUGGUAUCACUUCAAUGACGACAUUGUUAACAGGGUCAAACAGCCACUGUUUGGGGCUGGAGACAAGCCUUUAAGGUCUUUUACAGCUUACCUCCUCAUGUACAGGAAGGUGAGCAAAGACUUUGAAAAAAUUGAUGAAGGCAACCGGGAGGCUCUCUGCCUACAUUCAGAUGUUGAGGCUGAAAUAAGACAUGAUGAGGCAGUGAGAGGAGAUGCUCUCGUUCCUCAUCAUCAAAUGAAAGAUGAAAGAUGCAACAGCGGCGGAAAGAUUAAGCAUUUGAAUGACAAGAUAUUAAAGAUCUGUGCUGAUACCGUUUUGAAGAAACCUACCAACCUUUCUGGGGAACUGGAAAAACAGCCUAGCCAGAGAGCAACAUGUGUGAGGACACAUAAAGAGAGUUUUCCUUAUACAGACACUGGAGCAGAUGGAGACAGUUUGCAAACAAAAAGGACACAUUUUGAAAUGCCAAAAAAAAAUGGAGGACCAAAAAGUCACGAGCCAAUCAGACAGCAAUUUGAUACAAACUCAGAGGAGCACAUGCGGAAUCGGAAAACCAAAGGGAGCCCCACAACACACCAGUUAGGCUGUGUGUCAGAGCAAAACCCUUCAUCCCCACAUAAAAGACUAUCCUGGAAAACACAGAACAAUAUUGUUGCAGAAACUAUAACAAGUAUGACUGACAGUACAAGAAAUAGCACCAAACCCGCAGAAACUACAGUUGUAAAAUACAAAAAGGCAGCAGUAGCAGAGUUCAAAACAGAAGGAUUUAGUCCUAAACCGAAAAGAGGCGUUGGUGUGAGUGCAAAAAUGUGUGAUGCUGAUAUGAAUUCAUUUCAUGUUUCCUCCAAUGGCUACUCUUCUUCUUCUAUUCCAUACUUGGCAGGGAACUUGCAAGACCAGUUUAAAUUGAAAGAACUAACAGGGUAUAACUAUCCACCAAACCUAUGCGGAAAACCAACCAGUUCAAAGAGGGUCAAGGAGAGAAUGUACCAUGCAGACAGCAGCUGCAAACAGCACACCAAACUAACUGUGAAAAAGGUAGAAGAAACUGCCAGUCCUAGAGAGAGAAAAAAGGCUCCAAAGAGCAGGGACAACAAAAAAAAAGAGCCAUGGAAGUAAAGAAUAUCAGACUGAGAAAUAGCUAAAGGAAUGUUAAAAAUGUGUCAUCAUGUAUGUAGGAUACUUUUUUGGAUAUUAAACAACUUAUCCAGUAUUAAUAUGUCAUCAUCAAUGUUUUUGUUUUGUGUUAUUUUGGGAUCACCUGAACUUAUAGAGGGUACUACAGUUUCUCCUGGGCCUCUGCACAUUUUGUUCUGCAUGAAAAGUCAGAGCGGUCUGCAUAUUUUCACUUUUCUACACCUACAUGGGCAAAAACUGCUUGAUUUUUAAGCUCUGCAACAACAAUUUGUAAAACAUCUGUUUGAUAUUUGGAGUUUUUCAAUAGAGUAAUUUUAGAGCAAAAGUUGACAAAUGAAAGGUUAGUGUAUGUUUCUUUAAUUUUUAUAGGAUGAAAGUGAAAAUAUUUUUCUUCUUUGUGUAUGUGCCAAGGAGCGAGUUCAAGAUGAUCAACCUAUGAAAAGACUGUCUUUUGAAUAUUAUAUUGCAUGUUAAUAAAACACGUUAGUAUUUUGCCGUUGUUUAACCCUGUCCAUACAAUAAAUGUAUUCAGAUACA
This is a messenger RNA of Etheostoma cragini (Arkansas darter), 2893 nucleotides long. RefSeq names its product ubiquitin carboxyl-terminal hydrolase 48-like. Lineage: Eukaryota; Metazoa; Chordata; Actinopteri; Perciformes; Percidae. The record is from RefSeq and is a predicted model, not a curated record. Gene Ontology annotation, molecular function: cysteine-type deubiquitinase activity; cysteine-type endopeptidase activity. Gene Ontology annotation, biological process: protein deubiquitination. Gene Ontology annotation, cellular component: nucleus; cytosol. The coding region runs from base 431 to 2338 and encodes 635 amino acids. The transcript has 11 exons.